AGUCGAUCAAUCUUCAACAAUGGCACCGUCACCAACUUCUCUCGAUAAGUUCCUCCAUGGCAUCAACAAUGGCAAUUUGGAGCUCAUGUUGAGCGCCUUCGCUUCGGAUGCUGAAUUAGUCGAUGAUGGCAAGAGCUUCACAGGCGAAGGGAUCAAAGCGUUCUGUGGCCCUGGCCUCAUCGGACAUCAUGGUCGAGUCGAAAUCCUUGAAAGAGAACUCCGCAAGGAUGGCAAGGUCUUUCAGCAUAUAAUGAUGGAUGGCGACUUUGGCGAGGGCUUCGGCAUACACGAACCAUUUGAUUUGUACCUUCUUGCCACCAUCGAGAACGACAAGAUCAGGUACUUGGAGGUGGGCGAUGUUGAUCCCCGAAAACCGACAAUCCGCACAGUCUAUGCUGCGUCCGGUAACUCUACAGAUCCACUGUCCUCAAUUAGAAUCAACAGGCGAAAUCUUCCAAAACCCAAAGAGGGAUGGGUCCGAGUCAAGGUGCAAGCAGUUGGCCUGAACUUCCAUGAUAUUUUCACCCUUCGUGGAUUAGGACUGCACGAGAUCCGGUACCCUAUGAUUUUGGGCAAUGAAGGUGCAGGCAUUCUCGAAGAUGGGACGGAAGUUGCGGUUUAUCCAAAUCUUGGAGACUCCGACUUCAAAGGCGACGAGACCCUUGACCCAAAGAGGCACGUACUAGGUGAAGUUGUACAAGGUACGCUGGCCGAGUACAUUGUGGUGCCGAAGCGGAACGCUGUCCCAAGACCACAGGGCUUGGACGCGAAAGAUGCAUCUGUUAUGGGAAUUGCCUGGUUGACGGCGUACCGUAUGAUGUUCAAGCAGGCAAGCUUGCGUCCUGGGCAAACGGUGUUGGUCCAAGGCUCCUCAGGCGGUGUAACCACUGCUCUGAUUCAACUCGGGUCAGCAGCUGGCUUCCGUGUAUGGGCCACGGGUCGCACAGAGGCCAAACGAGCACUUGCCACGCGGCUGGGUGCCGAGCGUACAUUCGAACCUCUCGCAAAGCUUCCCUACCUUGUAGAUGCCGCCUUUGAUACGUCUGGAGCCACGACAAUUUCUCACUCGUUGGGAUCAGUGAAGCCGGGAGGCACAGUUGUGUCUUGUGGCAUCCAUUCAGAAGGAGGUUCGACGGAGGUGAAGAUCGACCUGUUGCAUCUCCUGGCAAAUCAGACUAUUCUGACUGGAGUCUACACUGGGACCAGGGAGGAGUUUGUCGAUUUGUUGAAUUUUGUGGCCGUCAAGGGAAUCAAACCUCACAUUGGAAAGGUGCUGCCGCUGGAAAGGGCAGACGAAGGGCUGAAGGACAUCUGGGAAGGAAAGACCGAAGGCAAAAUUGUCGUCACAAUUUGACAGUUCACACCUCAUGAAGAUUCAUGACGAAGACUUGGAACAGAACUCCAGUAGGGGCUGAGACGAGGGCAAUGUUGGCCUUGGUGAACAUCAUUAUGUCGAAAUUGCUUGAUCAAUCGCUGGGAUGUUAGUAUAUUGCGGUGUGAUUACCACGUCGGUGAAGUCGUUCUCAGUCCAAUCCAAACACGAGCAGUGUAAUCC
Messenger RNA from Exophiala xenobiotica, 1555 nucleotides. RefSeq lists its product as uncharacterized. NCBI's taxonomy places the organism in Eukaryota, Fungi, Ascomycota, Eurotiomycetes, Chaetothyriales, Herpotrichiellaceae. The coding region runs from base 20 to 1354 and encodes 444 amino acids. The transcript is spliced from 2 exons. Gene Ontology annotation, molecular function: oxidoreductase activity. The record is from RefSeq and is a predicted model, not a curated record.